This is a messenger RNA of Ananas comosus (pineapple), 630 nucleotides long. RefSeq names its product U6 snRNA-associated Sm-like protein LSm6. The record is from RefSeq and is a predicted model, not a curated record. Gene Ontology annotation, cellular component: sno(s)RNA-containing ribonucleoprotein complex; U6 snRNP; nucleolus. Gene Ontology annotation, molecular function: RNA binding. NCBI's taxonomy places the organism in Eukaryota, Viridiplantae, Streptophyta, Magnoliopsida, Poales, Bromeliaceae. The coding region runs from base 28 to 369 and encodes 113 amino acids. The transcript has 3 exons. Gene Ontology annotation, biological process: maturation of SSU-rRNA; mRNA splicing, via spliceosome.
GAGAGAGAGAGAGAGAGAGAGAGAGAGAUGAGCGGCGGCGGCGGCGGCGGAGGAGGUGGCGGCGGUGCCGGCGCCGGCGCCGGAGGAGGGGCGGUGAAGACGCCGGCGGAUUUCCUCAAGUCGAUCCGGGGGCGCCCCGUCGUCGUCAAGCUCAACUCAGGGGUCGAUUAUAGAGGUAUACUAGCUUGCCUCGACGGAUAUAUGAACAUCGCGAUGGAGCAAACCGAGGAGUAUGUGAACGGCCAGCUAAAGAACAAAUAUGGGGAUGCUUUUAUUAGAGGAAAUAAUGUUCUCUACAUCAGCACCUCGAAACGAACUCUCGCCGAAGGCAUUCGAGAGCGCCCGAUCGAUCCAACCAUAACAAGUUGAUUUUUUUUUUUCUCUUUUUUCACUGAUUUUGUGUGUGAAACGAGCACGAUGGAUAUCGCAUACUUGUUCAUUGGAGCUAAUAGGCCACACUAGUUAUGGCCUGUUUGAGAUAUGGAGAUUGAGAUAGUAUGGUUCUGAUUCUGAUUUUCAGGUGCUUUUUUAUUUGAUUUAUGAAAUGUGUUGUGUAAAAUGAUCUUCUCUGCAACUUGCUUAUGUGGUUAUCCAUGUGGGGCAUUUUGAUCUAAAACAUUUAGACUCUAA